Messenger RNA from Fraxinus pennsylvanica, 486 nucleotides. The record is from the annotation of a GenBank genome assembly. Lineage: Eukaryota; Viridiplantae; Streptophyta; Magnoliopsida; Lamiales; Oleaceae.
AUGAGGAAUUCCAUAUUGUCCGUUUGUUUAGUGGUCCUAAAUCCUAAUUAUUACUUGGGACGACGCAAGAAAAUUGCUGCUGUGCAUGCGGCGGAGGCAUCGUCUUCAUCAACGAAUGAUUCACCGGCGGUGGAUGAACUGGUAAGUGAGGCUGUGGCGAAGGAAUCAGUGAGGGAUGAGGUUCGAUCCGUUGAUCUGGCCGAUGAUGGUGAUGAGAAGAAGUCGGAUGUGGAAAAAUCGCCAGAGGCGGCGGUGGAAGACGUAGGUGUUUCUGUAACUGACACAGAGAAAGUAAAAUUGAAUGGGUCAGCAGCGAAUCGAGGAAAGAAGGGGCAACUGAAAUCUCAUGCUGGGGAUGCAUGGGGGAAACUUCUUUCUCAGUCCUCACAGGUAGAUUUACACUUUUCACUCAGUCUCAUCACUUAUAUAUUGAUAAAACUGUGCUUUUUGUGGUACCAAGCUGUUACAAUAACUGUAGCAAACUGA